Gastrolobium bilobum is the source of this 2867-nucleotide messenger RNA. Its product is annotated as CRM-domain containing factor CFM3, chloroplastic/mitochondrial. NCBI's taxonomy places the organism in Eukaryota, Viridiplantae, Streptophyta, Magnoliopsida, Fabales, Fabaceae. Bases 1 to 2460 code for a protein of 819 amino acids. The transcript has 9 exons. Gene Ontology annotation, molecular function: mRNA binding. The record is from RefSeq and is a predicted model, not a curated record. Gene Ontology annotation, biological process: RNA splicing, via transesterification reactions.
AUGGGGCUUCAUCCAAUUCCAUUGAAUUCAUCUUCUACAUUUUGUCGCUCCUCUUCUCUGCAUUUUCUGGUUUUCCAACCCCAAAGCCACGUCACUCUCAAAUUCCAAGUUUCCUGUUCGAACCAGACAGCUCAAGUUGACACCCAACGAGUGAAGGUAACUUUAGAAUCAGCAAAGAAGAAAAAGAAGAAGAAGAACAGCCCCAGACCAAGCUUCUUUGAAAAAAUUCGAGGUAAAUGGUCCCUCAAAUUGGGUUCCCAAAGAGAAAAAUUCCCAUGGCAAGAACCAGAAGAACAGCAAGAACAAGAAGAAGAAAAAAAAGUAGAAGAACAUGAGUCUGACCAGUUCCAGAACAAGUCUUCAACGAGCUCUCCUUUGGAUUUUCAGUUUCCAAAGCGUUUAUCUCCUUGGCCCGAGGCAACCAACCCGAGAAAUCCACGGUUUGAUUCUGAAUCUGAUGCUGCUAAGGACGAUAACAAUGGCAAAGGCAAAGGCAAACCGCUACAAUACAGGUUUGGUGAUUCUGUUAUUGAAAGAGAGGGAAUCGUUGCUGAAUCAGCAAGUUCGAGGGAAAGAGUGAAUAGAGAGAGGAAAAGGAGAAGCAACAUAGAGUUGUUGGCGGAGAGGUUGAUUCCUGAACAUGAGUUGCGGAGGCUCAGAAAGAUUGCCUUGAGGACGAUGGAGAGGUUCAAUGUUGGAGUGGCCGGCAUCACUCAGGAAUUGGUGUCUUCCAUUCAUCAAAAGUGGAGGGAUAAUGAAGUUGUCAAGUUCAAGUUUGAAGCUCCUCUUUCUGUUAACAUGAAAAAGGCUCAUCACAUUCUAGAGAGUAAAACUGGAGGUAUAGUGAUAUGGCGAUCAGGCAGUUCCAUAGUGUUAUAUAGAGGAAUGAGUUACAAACUUCCCUGCGUAGAAUUGUAUACAAAAACAAUUCAUGCUAAGGAGAAUGUUGUGCACCGCUCAGAGCAUGUUGGAAGUGGAAGUGAUGGUCAAGUAAGCGUAAAAGAAACAGUUAGAACUACAGAAUCAUUUAUCCGAGACUCUGAAAAGUAUUUGAAGGACAUGACUGAAGAAGAAUUGAUGGAAUUGAGUGACCUUAACCAUUUGUUAGAUGAGUUGGGCCCACGCUUCAAAGAUUGGACAGGCCGUGAGCCAUUACCUGUUGAUGCAGACUUAUUACCUGCUGUGGUUCCGGGAUAUAAAACCCCAUUCAGACUUCUUCCUUAUGGGGUAAAGCAUUGUUUAAUCAACAAGGAAAUGACUAACUUCCGUAGAAUCGCAAGAACAAUGGCUCCCCAAUUUGCCCUUGGUAGAAACAGAGAACUGCAAGGUCUGGCUAGUGCUAUGGUGAAGCUGUGGGAAACAAGUGCUAUUGCAAAAAUAGCCAUCAAACGUGGUGUUCCCCAUACAUGUAAUGACAGGAUGGCUGAAGAACUCAGGAAAUUGACUGGGGGAACUCUACUUUCCAGAAAUAAGGAAUAUAUUGUAUUUUACAGGGGCAAUGACUUCUUGCCUCCUGCUGUCACCAAUACACUGACUGAGAGACAGAAACUAACCCUCCUCCAACAAGAUGAGGAAGAGAAAGCACGACAAAUGGCUUCAUCUAUUACUGUAUCAAAUAGCAAAGAAUAUCAACUGCCUUUAUUUGCUGGCACCCUUACUGAGACUCUGGCAGCAACCACCAACUGGGGACACCAACCAAGUAAACAAGAAGUUGAGAAAAUGAUGAGAGAUUCUGCCUUGAAUAAACUUACUUCUUUCAUCAGAAACCUUGAGAAGAGACUAGAUCUAGCAAAAGCAAAGAUCAGGAAGGCUGAGAAGGCUUUAGCAAAAGUGCAACGUGGUCUGGACCCAUCAAAUCUUCCAACUGAUUUGGAAACGUUAACUAAUGAAGAGAGAUUUUUAUAUAGGAAGAUUGGUCUGAGUAUGAAGCCAUUCUUAUGUCUAGGGAGACGAGAUGUUUAUGCUGGCACCAUAGAAAACAUGCAUCUACACUGGAAAUAUCGCGAGUUGGUGAAGAUAAUUGUAAAAGGCAGAAAUUUAGCCCAAGUUAAACAUAUUGCAAUAUCUUUGGAAGCUGAGAGUGGUGGGGUGCUAGUAUCUGUAGAUAAGGAUACUACCAAAAGCUAUAUAAUUAUUGUUUAUCGCGGCAAGAACUAUUUUCGUCCACGUGCUCUGAGACCCAAAAACUUGUUGACAAAAAGACAGGCAUUGGCUCGUUCUAUUGAGCUUCAAAGACGAGAGGCACUAAAACAUCAUAUCUCAGACUUAGAGGAGAGAAUUGAGUUGCUGAAAUCUGAGCUAGAGGAUAUGAAGAACGGAAAAGAGAUUGAUGGUGACGAAACUCUUUACUCAACUCUGGAUAACCCCGUUUUUUCAGAUGAUGAUGACUUGGAAGAGAAUGAAUGGAGCAAGAUUUAUUUUGACAAAGAUGACAAUGGUGAUGAGGACGAGAAACAUUAAAAUAAGCUACUUGACUUGGUAUAGUAAAGCAUUGCAUUUGCAAUAGCUGCGGAGGUUGAGCAUCGUUGGAUGACUGAGAAGACGAAGAAGAAUGUAAAGUUUAUGCUACAGAAGAUGAUAGAUAGCACUGACACUUAGAGCCGUGUGAUGCAUCCCAUAGGAAACUUUUUCAAGAUAGUAGGUGAACUGAGACUAUUAUUGUUGCUUCCCUUGUGGGCAUCAUUUAUGUUAGGGGAAUUCGAUCUUACCUCCAAGCAGUAGGAAUACCUAAACGUGAUGUAACAUGUGAAAUGGUCAAUUCAAAUGUAUGAUUGAUUAAUUGCGACCGUUUAUUGUAUUAUCAAUUUUGUUGUUAAAGCAUAAAACUGCUAUUAAAUGUUCAUAUUGCUGUAAAUAUAUAUUUUUUU